This is a messenger RNA of Cydia splendana, 3945 nucleotides long. RefSeq names its product SUN domain-containing protein 2. The coding region runs from base 341 to 2611 and encodes 756 amino acids. Lineage: Eukaryota; Metazoa; Arthropoda; Insecta; Lepidoptera; Tortricidae. The transcript is spliced from 11 exons. The record is from RefSeq and is a predicted model, not a curated record.
CAUUUACUUACUUUACAUUUACACCCGUGAAGACGUGUUUAUGCAUUAAUUUUUGUUUUCAAAGAUCUUUUAAAUGCAACAUUUUAUAAAUGUUUUUCAUUGAUAUUGUGCGGUGGGAGUUAUGGGCUAGGGUAUUUCAUAAACAGUGACGUUUUCUCAUCGCUUGGUUAAAGUUUAUGUGGUCGCUAACUCUAGUGUCCUACAUUCCUAUGCAUUUUACGCAAAUGGAAGAAAGUUAUGCAUACGGAGUGUGUCUUUUUAAGGGAGUGACUUAACAGACGCCGGGAAUGGAUGGCAUCUCGUCUCGUAGUCGUGUUUGAUAGAUUGAGAAACUCUGGUUAUGUAUACUUUAAUUGAGAUAGCGCUUAGUGUGGGAGUGCUCGUCAGUCUCGUUACUGCACUCUCCGCAUGUGUUUGUGGCUGCAAGAAUUCCAAUCAGAAAAGUGAGUUGGUUGGUACAGCCGGUGUAGUCAAAAUCCGUUUUGACGAGGAGGCCCCUUCGCCGGCACCCACGACGCCCGCGUCUAUUAAGCGGGCGUCGACGCAGAACAGCCAGCGCAGCCUGCCCGAGAUCCCGCAGCCCGUCGGCCGCCACGACAGUGGAGACACCGCCUCCGAGAUAUACGCCACCGUCAACUUGGAUGCUGGAAACAAGGCCGCCGCAGAACCGUCAACAAGCAGAGAACAUCCGUACGAGCAUGCAUACGCUAAGCUACAGAAUGACAAUCAUAAUAUUACUGUGGAAAUAACACCUGACAACCGGGAGGAUGAGCUAGCAAUAGACGAGAGAGAUGCGAACCAGUCUGGACCAGAUUCGGUAGUGAUAUCGGCGCGCGUGGCGAUCAGCGGCGCGCUGCCGUCCAGCCACGAGCUGCCGUACAUCACGCCGCCGUCGCCGCGCCACACCCAGCACUUCAGCGGCGACUCCACCGACUCGGCCAAGGGCUACACGAGCAUCUCGGUGCGCGAGCCGCUCAGCAACAUCCGCGCGCAGCACGCCGCCGCCGCGCCGCACUACGCCACCGUGUCCGACGACUCGGACGAGAUGUACGCGGCCAUCGAGGAGGCGGCGGCGGGGUCGGGCUCGGACACGUACGCGCAGAUCCCCGAGCCGCGCCGCCGCUCCGCCCGCGGCCUGCCCGACGACCACCACGCCAGAAGAAGUGCGCCGCCUGAGAUAGGCGCAUCCUCGUCUAACGGGACUCAUUCGAGACAAGCUUCAUCGUCGUCGUGCUCGAACUCGACGGGCGCGCUGGGCUCGCCCAAGCCGGAGAAGCGCCAGGCCAACUCCCCGCUGCCGCCUCCGCCGCCCGCCUCCGCCAGCGCCUCCGCCACCGCCUCCGCCUCCGCCACCGCCCAUCCCCAAGCCAAGCACCAGCGCAUCUCUAGCACCGGUGAUCUCUUCAACAACGACAAACUCCGCCGGAGCCUCAACGAGAAGCACCAGCGAAACAACAGCUGCGUCAGCUCGUCCGACUUCUACGGCUGCAACUACCCCGUCGACAAGCACCGCUUCAGCUCCGGCGACCUCAUCCGGCCGCUGGUCGCCAAGGAAAUCGACAUCGACCGGCCCGACCCGCCCGACCCCCGCGGCAGCCCCGCGCGCAACCUCGACGACAUGUACGCCAAGGUCGUGAAGAAGGCCAAGGGGAAGCUCCACGACGAGCCCCGCCACGACCACGACCACGCCGAGCCGCGCGCACCGCACUACCGCGCCGACGACCCCGGCUACGAGACCAUCGACAGGAGCAAGGCCAACCACGGCUACGAGACCAUCGCGCACAAGGAGCGCAAGGUGUCCCAGAACCAGGACCCGGGUUACGAGACGGUAAAAGACGUUAACAAAUCCGCGCCGAAUUCCAACUUCGCCAAUAACAACAUGCUCGGCAAGUUGAACCACGUCUCCGACGGCGGUCCCGACAGCCUGAUCGGCAGCGACGCCGGGUACGAGCAUAUCUCCAAGAUGGACAACGGCGCCUCGGACUCCGAGCCCAACUACGAGGUGCUCCGCAACCAGCCGCCGACGCCGCCCUAUGCCACCAUCGCGCCCACCUACUCCACCGUCAACAAGCGGCCGGGCAAAUACGCCGACUGGCCCAACAACAACGGCGACCUCGUCGAGUCCACCUACGAGUCCAUGCCGCACGACCCGCUCUACAAGGGCAGCGGCAGCGAGUCCGACCCCAACUACGAGUCCGUCCGCCCGAAGGACCCCAACUACGACGACGUGCGGACGAGGGACCCCGACUACGAAUCGCUGAGACUCAAAGACCCGAAAUAUGAAUCCGUGCGGUCGAAAGCCUCCAAAAGCGAUUCGAUGAGGUCCAAGAAGGAUCCGAACUACGAAAGCGUUAAGUAUUUCGAGUUGUCUAAAAAGGAACCGCCGUACGAGGAGGUAAAUAACUCGGCGGGGGGCGCUCACGUGGAGCGCUCUGACUCGGGCGCCGGCUACGAGCGCAUCGCGCCGCGCGACCAGCACCACCAGCAACAGCAGCAGCAGCACCACCAGCAGCAGCAGCACCACCACCACCAGCAGCAGCAGCAGCAGCACCACCAGCAGCAGCCCGCCGGCCACGGCGCCGACCACGUCAGCGAUUACUUUCAAGUCUAAACAAGCAACCAACGACGGAGGUGGCGCCGCCUGUGGCCUCCACCUAGACGGCUGCCCGUCGUGCGAGAUUUUAAUAUGAAAUUUUCAUAACACCGAACGAUUAGGAGUUUGAGAUUGUGCUUUUUUUAUUUUAUUUUGUCAUAUUUUAUACAAAUUAAAUUGUCUACAAUUUGUAAUACCUCAAAGAUGGAAGAUUUAAUAGAGAAUUAUCUUCGCUAGGUAUCUGUGAUAAAUGUAUAUUAUUAUGAUUAUUUUACUUUUGAAAAAUGACGCGGUAGAAUAUAUUACGAGUAACGUGGUGAGUUAUGUUCGUUCGUAAUCUCCAUAAAGUAGUGUGUUCAUAAAAUAAGAGUUACGAUUACGAGAUCUGUAUACCGGUGUAGGUAUACUGCAUGUACAAACAUAGAUUGUAUAUGACGACAAUGUAAUUUAUGAUAUAUCUGAUUAUUUACUUAAGAUUAAACGUACUUGGAGUGUCGGAGAUACUUAGUGUCUUGAGUGUUAAGAUAGUUUGCAUAGUGUUGGUGACACGAGGGGACAUGAGGAGGGACUGAGUGGAAGGGACAAUAUUCGCCUAACACUGCCUUGUGUCUUCGAUCAAAUACAUCCUACUCGAAGUUACGUCUGCAAAGCAAUCUUAACAAACAGUAUUAUAUAGUUCCAAUUGAUUGUGGCUUUCGAGUAGAGAUGUUAUUUAAUAUCACUUAAAUGUAUAUGUGAGUGGCACAGUAAAUGCAUCAUUCUGCGCGAGGUAACCUUACGUACAAAUUGAUAUUUGCGAGUCCCUAUGUAGCAUGGUUCGUUUGCUCUGCCGACCUCUAUUUAGCGGUGACUAUUAUUAUAUUUUCUAAUAAUUUAUGUUUCAUGUUGUUAUGUUGAAUUUGUUAUUAAAAUAUUAUUUAAGAGUAUUAAGUACAUAAUUAUUUGGUGUCAUAACUUUUACAGUUGUUAGUAAGAGUUGAUUUUUGUGAUUAGUACCUGAGCAUAUUGUUUUACUUUCAUCAUAAUGGACGGACACCUCUACAUUCACGCAUUAAAUUAUAUACUUAAAAAGCUUGUGCCCUUGAUUUGUACUCAUUUAUCGUAAGCUUGAUUCCAAACAGCACAAUGCCAUUGAUAUUAUUCUACCUUUUUGUAACUUUUAUAGCUUUUUUAAUAUGUAUAAGUUAUGUGAUAAACGAACACCAUUUUUAUACCUAUUAAAUUUCCAGUUAUAGUACAGUAUUAAUAAAAAAUUGUACAAUAUUCCACAAAACAAAUCAUUCCAGGUGUAAUAAUAGAUCCAAUGACUAUAAAUAAUAUUUAAUGGAAUUAAAAAUAUGCCAUAAACGGUU